CGUCGAUGUCAUCGGAAGUGUGUAGAAAGUUUUUGACAAGAUCGGAUAGAGUCAAAUCGGUGGACCUCCAUCCCACUGAACCGUGGUUAUCUGCUGCUCUCUAUACUGGAGACGUUCAGAUAUGGAAUUUUGAAAGCCAAGAACUUGUGAAGUCUUUGAAAGUAGGUUUGCGAUUCGCCAGUGCGUGCCGUCAAGUUUUUUCCAAGUAAAACUUGGAUUGUGACCGGGUCAGAUGACAUGCACGUCGAAAUCUACGACUACACCACAUCGCUCCUAGUUCACCAGUUUCGGGCUCACUCAGACUACCUCAGGUGGGUGGAC
This is a messenger RNA of Cylicocyclus nassatus, 321 nucleotides long. NCBI's taxonomy places the organism in Eukaryota, Metazoa, Nematoda, Chromadorea, Rhabditida, Strongylidae. The record is from the annotation of a GenBank genome assembly.